AUGAAACUACCAGCAAUUUUGCUUGUGACAAUAAUCAUACUUCUAUCACAAAUUUCAUCUACCAAGGAGAUUCGAAGGCAUGUAUAUGGACCUUUGAAAGAUGGAGAACAUUGCCAGAAAGACUACUUUGAAUAUGCUAAAGGCUGGUUGGGAGAAAGGUACUGCAAGAAAUGCAGGCAUGGAUACCAAAAUGAUAAUCCAGAAUAUAGCAAUACAUGCACGGAGAUCAAAACGAAACCGUCCAUACGAUCACCACCAAACAGAAAGAAAAUCACUGAAGAACAAAAACCUAAUAAAGAGGAAAAUCGUAAUGUUUCUAAUUUAACGGCAACACCAACUAUGUACGAGCCGACGAAGAGCAUUCUAUCCCCAUCAAAUAAACAAACAACGACCCCUAUUGGAGUUAAUCAUGGCAUCAAAACCCCCAAAUUUAGAGAAAAAAACAAAAUCAAGAAUAAUGAAACGUCUUCUACAAAGGAAAUUGACACAGUGUGCAAACUCCAAGCCUCUAAUGUUACUGCCUACAUUUGUAUUAUAGCGAUACUGUCGGUCGUAGAUGUGGCAGCGUUUGCCAUAAUAGCUUGGAUGUGCUGGAGAUCCAAUAAAUAAAAAGACAAGAUUCAACAAUAGCAGUGAUUUCCAAAAUCUACAUCACGACGCAUUGGUCAUCUCACGUUGUAUAAAUAUGAAACUCUCAUCCUAUGGACAUAACUUUAAUUUUCAACAACGAAACCUAACUUAAUAUUUGAAAUGGAAAUAUAAGGUUAGAACGAUAGAAUUUAUUAUUUGUAUAUAGUAUUAGAAAAUUAUAAAAGUUGAAAAAUAGUAAAAUUGAUGGUUCAGAGCUGAAGCCACAGAUAUUUUUGGUACCUCUGGCUCUAUCUAUUAUGGUAAGCUUGACUGCAGCUCCAACAAAAUGUCAUGACCCGAUGGCUUCUCAACAAGUCCCUUUUAAAGAUGUAAUUUUACUUUCUCUAUCAUUAUAUUGCUAUUAUUGUUAAAGACUAACCAGUAUCUAUUGAACACCAUACAAUAAAUCAUAGCUAUGUGGUUUAUCUUCUUCAUUAAUAAAAUCAAAGCACAAAUAUACGGACAAUCUUCACUGAAGAACAAAUUCUCCUAAAAGAGCAAAACCAUGACUAAUUUGAUAGAAAAAGCAACAAAGCCUCAAAGAAGCCCCCAACACACCCAGGGU
Messenger RNA from Styela clava, 1195 nucleotides. The record is from RefSeq and is a predicted model, not a curated record. Lineage: Eukaryota; Metazoa; Chordata; Ascidiacea; Stolidobranchia; Styelidae.